This is a messenger RNA of Brienomyrus brachyistius, 4989 nucleotides long. It is a transcript of the gene flt1, whose product is annotated as fms related receptor tyrosine kinase 1. Gene Ontology annotation, cellular component: signaling receptor complex; plasma membrane. Gene Ontology annotation, molecular function: vascular endothelial growth factor receptor activity; ATP binding. Bases 241 to 4206 code for a protein of 1321 amino acids. The transcript is spliced from 30 exons. The record is from RefSeq and is a predicted model, not a curated record. Lineage: Eukaryota; Metazoa; Chordata; Actinopteri; Osteoglossiformes; Mormyridae. Gene Ontology annotation, biological process: positive regulation of kinase activity; vascular endothelial growth factor receptor signaling pathway; protein phosphorylation.
CUGAGAUUAUAGUGGAAGAAGAAAGUGGGCGUUAAGGAGGAGUGUAGUCCUUCGUACCGUUGAACUUGUCUCAUUGGAAACAACUUUUUAUGUAUAUUAAAUAAUAUAUAAAUUUUGCGUAUAUAGAAAGCGAAGAUGGCGUGGUUUCAAUAAUUACCAGAUCCUGGAGUGUCAGAAGUACAGAAACUGAUUCUUAAUCAUCCUGCAUCUGUGACUGAAGGAACUUUCAUUUAUUUAAACAUGAUCUACUUAGCCAUAUUUUUUCUCUGUGGAUUUCCUGACGGGGCGUUAAUGAAAGGUCAGAAAUCCAAGGGCAAGUAUAGCACCCCGCUUCUGGACAUUCAGGGUCGGCAGCUGGUAAUGGAGGCCAACCAGACUCUGACAUUACAGUGCAAGGGGCGCUGGGAGCUGGCGUGGAGCUUCCCGCGCUCUGUGACGCGUGAUCAGCAGAGUGUGAGCGUGAGGGAACGCCGCUGUGGGAAACAGCAGCGGCUGUACUGCAGCACCCUGAUCGUGAGCCCCACAGUAGCCCAGCACACGGGCUCCUACCGCUGCAGAUAUCAGCACAAGCAGAGCAAGCAGGCCACGCUCUACAUCUACAUCGCAGGCAGCCAUGGGCCCUUUGUGGAGCAGCAGAGCGACAUCCCGGACGUGGUUUACCUGAAGGAAAUGCAGGCACUGGUUUUCCCCUGCCGGGUCACCGCCCCCAAUACCAAGGUGACCCUGGUCAAGUUUCCGGGACAAGUGUUGCUUCCGGACCAGAAGAACAUCAUCUGGAACAGCCGACGAGGUUUCAUUAUCCCAAAACCCACGUAUCACUACAUUGGGCUGUUCUCCUGUGAGGCCACCAUCGACGGCCAUCUCUACAGCUCCAAGUACCUCACUUACAGGCCAGUGAAUAAGAUCCUGGACGUCUACCUGAACAGCACGGAGUCCCUGGGCACUCUCAGAGGCCAAAGUUUUGCUUUGAACUGCACAGUGACAGCAGCGUGGAACUCCAGAGUCUCCAUCAGCUGGAAAUACCCAGGGCAGAAAACCAACCAGUCGGUCUUCAUCACGCGCCGCAUCGUCCCAAGCAGCUCCAGCCGCGUCUUCUAUAGUGUACUGUCCAUCCCGCAGCUGCGCCGCUCGGACAGCGGCCUUUACGUGUGCCGCGUGCGCAGUGGACCGUCCCAGCGGGAGACCAACACCUCGUUGGUCGUCUAUGACCGACCCUUCAUCUCCCUGAAGCACCGGAACGGCGCCAUGCUGGAGGCUGCGGCCGGACAGAAGGCUUUCCGACUCUCCGCCAAGCUGCGUGCCUUCCCCAAACCGCAAGUCAUGUGGAUGAAGGAUGGGGCGCCAGCCACUGAGCGAUGCUCCCGCUACCAUAUGGAUGGUCAUUCUAUAGUCAUCCACGAUGUUUCGCCGGAGGAUUCUGGGGUCUACACCAUGCUGGCAGCCAUCCCCCAAUACAAGCUGUACAGGAACCUCACGUUUGCACUCGCCGUCCGCAUGAGACCCCAGAUCGAAGAGAAGGCAAUGUCUCCACAAGAUAUAGGCCUCGUCCAGUUGGGCGCCUCGAAAACGCUGCUCUGCACCUCACAGGGGUCUCCUGCCCCCAGCAUCCAUUGGCUGUGGCAUCGCUGUCCGAAGAAAGGACAGUGUAAAGCUGACGUCUUCACACAAAGAGACACUGUAACAGUCAGCACAAGCCCCAGGGACACAGAGAAUGACAUCCAGAGCAUCAGCCAAAGAUGGGAAGUCAUUGAGGGCAAAAAUAAGACAGUCAGCGUCCUCACGGUGGCACAUGCUCAUGUGCCUGGCAUCUUUCGCUGUGUUGCCUCCAACCACAUGGGCAGCGACUGGAGGGAUGUCCCCCUCUAUGUUACAGAUACUCCGGGAGGGUUCAGUAUCCAUCAGGAGGGGGAGCCCAGGGAGGGAAUGGACCUUCACCUCCUGUGUCGGGCCAACAAGCACUUGUACACAUCACUAUCCUGGCAUCUGACCAUGCCCCCUCCUGACACCCCGACCCUGUCCUUGCCAGACACUUCAGCCACACCCCCACCUAACACCUCAACCACACCCCUGCCUGACUACCUUGCCCAGUCUCAGCCUGACACCCAGACCCCACCCCCACCUGACAUCCAGGGCCCGCCUGCACCUGACAACCCAGCCCAGCCAGUCCCCAGAGGCAGCGUGUCACUGCAUCAUGGGGUUUUCUCCAACAUGCUGCGACUGACACUGAGGAAUUUGACGGUAUGGGACUCCAACAUCUACAGCUGCCACGUCCACCAUCGGCUGACAGGGGAGGAGUUCCGGCUCGACACCAGUGUGGAAGUUGCCACCCUGCAAGUGCCUGUCCUGCUGUACAACCUCACCGAUGGCAUCGUCAAUGUGAGCAGCUCCAUAACCUUGACUUGUGCCGUCCGAGGAGUGCCACGUCCAGUAGUCACAUGGGAGAAGAACCACCGAAGGCUGCAUCUGGGAUCCGGUGUCCUCCUCACUCCAGAAGCAGGAACUCUACACAUUGAACGAAUCACAGUUGAGGAUGAAGGCCUCUACACCUGCAGGGCUACCAAUGAGAAGGGGUCUGUGGAGAGCUCCGCCUACCUCUGGGUUAAUGAUUCAGCGGAGGUCUCAACUGUGGAGAUCACCACUCUCACCUGUACCUGUGUGGUCGCCACACUCUUCUGGCUGAUCCUGACGUUGUUCAUUCGCAAGCUCAGAAAGCAAAAUUCCAUGCCUGUCAAAGCCAACUACCUGUCAAUCAUCUUGGACCCUGCAGAGGGAGCCCUCAAUGAGGAGGGGCACAGGCUACCUUAUGAUCCGGGCGAAUGGGAAUUCCCCAGGGACCGCCUCAAACUGGAGAAACCCCUGGGACGUGGUGCUUUUGGGAAAGUCAUGCAGGCCUCAGCGUUUGGCAUCGAUCAUUCCAGCAGCUGUAAGACUGUGGCUGUGAAAAUGCUUAAAGAGGGGGCCAUACCUAGUGAGCAUAAGGCUUUGAUGACCGAGCUGAAAAUCCUGAUCCAUAUUGGGCAGCAUUUAAACGUGGUCAACCUGCUGGGAGCCUGCACCAAACCAGGAGGCCCACUGUUGGUCAUAGUGGAGUACUGCAAGUACGGGAACCUUUCCACUUACCUGAAAAGCAAGCGUAACGUGUUCCUAUUGAAGCGGGACUUUGCAGGAGACACUGGAGCAAUGAGGCACCUGAUCAGUGUUUCCAGCAGCUACAGCUCCACCUGCUCGAGUGCAGAGGAAGAUCAAGACCAAGCUGAAGAAGAGGAUGGUUCUGCCUUCAGCUCCAGUGGUCCUCUGUUCCUGGAAGAUCUCAUCUCGUACAGUUUCCAGGUGGCCCGGGGAAUGGAGUUCUUAGCGUCCCGCAAGUGCAUCCACCGGGACCUGGCAGCAAGGAACAUCCUGCUCUCAGACAAUAAUGUGGUCAAGAUCUGUGAUUUUGGCCUCGCACGGGAUGUCUACAGAGACCCUGACUACGUCAGGCAGGGAGAUGCCCGGCUGCCAUUGAAGUGGAUGUCACCGGAGUCAAUUUUUGACAAAGUCUUUACUACCCAAAGUGACGUGUGGUCUUUUGGUGUUCUUCUGUGGGAGAUCUUCUCUCUGGGAGCCUCUCCGUACCCAGGGCUACCUAUCAAUGAGGACUUCUGCCAGCGGCUCAAGGAAGGAACACGUAUGCGAGCCCCAGAGUACAGCACGCCUGCCAUCUAUGGCACCAUGCUGGCAUGCUGGGACUCGAACCCUGCAGUACGACCUACCUUCUCCGCCUUAGUGGGGACCCUUGGAGACCAGCUGCAGCAGCGGGUUCAGCAGGAUGGCAAGGACUAUGUUCCCCUGAACACUGUCUUACCUUCUGGAGCAGAUGUGCAUCUCAACCCCCACAGCCCAGACAGCCUUGGCUACAUGAACACCAGGACUGUCUCGGGCCUAAGCACCUUCGAAGAGCUGCCCUCGUUGGACCCACCUGGUUCAGAGGACUACCAGACUGACAGUGGCAUGGUGCUACCAUCAGAAGAACUGAAAACUGUAAAAUGGAGCACAAACAGGAAUCCCCUUAUGAGCAGGUUCCUCUCUCGCUGUAAGAAUCAGGGGAUUCUGCUUUCUGCCGCACACCAUCCAAGGUUGCACAGCAAGGCUGGUGGCAAGAAGCCCGUCCCGGGUGACUUGCCACCCCUAGACUACAGCGGCACCCUCCUGCACCCCUGCCUAUGACAGCUGGAGCAACAGAAUCCAUCCCAGGGCCAGGCUACUCUGUCCCAUGUUCCACUGAAUUCUGUCUGUAUUUAUGUGUGAACAUUUCUGCUUGCCCUGUUUGCCUUGGUACCAAGUAGCAUCCAUUAACAGUAUAGCAGAUUCAUAAAUGCAAUAAUAUAUUCUUGCUACAAAACUAUGCUGGAAGAUAAAAUAUUUUUAAAGCAGCUAAAAACAAGGUUAAUCAUGGACAUUUAGCAUGAAAGCUGUGUAUUAUGGGAAAGUGAAUAAAGGCAGGGUGGGUCGGGGAUGGAUGCUGUCAUACUCUGUCCCUCGUCCCUCCCAGACCUACCUAUGGCACACGGCUUGAAGCAGGUUGUGGCCUCUGUCCAAACUGUGACUGUGUGAUGCGACAGCCAUGUUUUUACAAGAGAGACAGAAAUCAAAGGCCCAGGGCCAGUUGCACAAAACACCUUAAAGGCUUUAUUUCUCCUUAGCUGAGGGAUUUAUUUAAGGGUGAUGCACAGAAGGUUUCCUUAGCUAAAGAUGCAACGGUGACAACAUCCAACUUUUGUUUGUAUUUUAGACGGAUAACGUGUUUCAUUUCAUCAUUAACACGUAAUGUAGUCACAUUUUUGUUUCAAUUACUGUCACACAAAAACCCUUUAUCUCUUAUGACCGAGUUCAUGGUCAUAUAGUGGAUGAGAAAAAAAACUGAAUAUGUCACAUAUUGUGUAUAUACAACACGUAUAAUAUUAAUUAUAUGUUGUAAAAAAUAAAAGCUGAAAUCACUAAUUUGCUAAA